This is a messenger RNA of Salvia splendens (bonfire salvia), 1783 nucleotides long. Its product is annotated as glutathione S-transferase TCHQD. The record is from RefSeq and is a predicted model, not a curated record. The coding region runs from base 575 to 1633 and encodes 352 amino acids. The transcript is spliced from 2 exons. NCBI's taxonomy places the organism in Eukaryota, Viridiplantae, Streptophyta, Magnoliopsida, Lamiales, Lamiaceae. Gene Ontology annotation, molecular function: glutathione transferase activity.
CUUUUCUUCUUCGUCUGUUUUGCAAUUGUUGUUUUCUUCAUCACUGUGGUUGUCGGUGGCUUGUGAAAUUUGUAUGCUGUGUGAAGGAGUAUUAGCUUUGAUGGUGAUAUGAGGUCUAAAUUUCAUGGAUUUUUUAAUUUUUAGGUGUCUUUUUUGGACUAAGCUGUUUUUUGCAGUGAAACAGAGGAAUAUGUGGUUGAACUUGAACAAAAAAAAACAUUUGAACAAAUGUGUCAAUCCAAAUAUAUACUGAUAUUGGGUGAAAAUGCAGCUUACUGUAUCCAUUUCAUUGUCAAAAUCUUAUCUUUGUGUCUCCAAGUCUUGGAAGAGGAAUUGAAUGGAUGUUUUUAGAUUAAUUUUGAGCUUUAAGCAGACAGCUAUACAAUGUAAGAUUAGUUUAAUGUUGAUGGUAUGGUUGAUGUCUUCUUAUUUUGAAGAUAAAUGGGUUUUAUCUUCUCAGUUUGCAUAUGGUUGUAUGCUUUAAUCCAACUUACUUUCAACUGUAACUAUUUCACACUUAAGUUCUUUGUGAUUAUGCAUAUAACUAACUUGCACUUGCUAGAAAUCAAGAAAGAUGUUGUCUUACUACCAAGAAAGACACAACCUUUUCUUACCAAGUAGUAGUGUUAUUGCUAGAAAUCAAGACAAAACGCGUUCUUACUAUCAACAUGAUACAAACUUGUUUCAUGCUUUACGUCUUGAUGCCCGACCUGUUUUCUAUUUUUUCGUCUACAAUGCUGCCCUGCUGCUAUUGUAUGCUUUGGUGAUGAUAGAUAUCUACACUGUAUUGUCAAGAAAUUGGCAAUUUCUUGCAGAUGUUGGGGUCAUAAUGCAGCUAUAUCAUCAUCCAUUAUCCUUGGACAGCCAAAAAGUGAGGCUUGUGUUGGAGGAGAAGAACAUCGAUUACACAUCAUUCCAUGUCAAUCCUAUCACGGGAAAGAAUUUCGAUUCUAGCUUCUUCAGGAAGAACCCCAAUGCGAAACUCCCCAUUUUCCAGAAUGGUUCACAUAUCUUGUUCGACACGAUUGAAAUCAUCCAGUACAUAGAAAGAAUUGCUAUGGUCUCUUGUGGUGGAGAAGAAUCCAGUCUGAGUAGUGGGGAGGUUGUGGAAUGGAUUUACAAGAUACAGCGAUGGAAUCCGAAGCUAUUCACCCUCUCCCACGUCCCACCUAAGUAUCAUCUCACGGUUUCUAAAUUCCUAAGGCGCAUGAUCAUCGCAAGGAUGGCAGAGUGCCCUGACCUUGCAAGUGCAUACCACCGUAAGCUGAAAGAGGCAUAUGAUACAGAGGACAAACUCAAAGACCCGGAAACCCUAAGACGGAGCAAGGAACAUCUCGAGAGAAUUCUUGAUGAGGCUGAUGAGAAACUAAGUGAUACAACGUAUUUGCUGGGUGAGGAAUUCACUCUUGCAGAUGUUGUAUUCAUCCCUGUUCUGAGUCGACUGGUGCUACUGAAUCUGGAAGAUAAAUACAUCGCUACGAGACCAAACCUCGCUGAGUACUGGAAUCUGGUGAAGAAGAGGCCUAGUUACAGAAAGGUGAUUGGCAAAAACUUUGAUGGAUGGAGAAGGCACUAUACACUGUUUAAGACCUGGUGCUUUGUGAGGAUCAGAAGCUUACUUAAACAUUAUUAGAGAAUUGCAUCGAUUUUUUUUUGCUAUAACUGUAAAAAGGAUUUAGAUGGAUCUCUUGUUGCACUACUAAAAGAAAAGGAGACUUUUAUUUACAUCAAUUGUUUGAAGACUAGUCACCAAUGUGCUAUUUGGAACAUAUGUUUUCUUUUA